AUGAACUCCGCCGAUGAGAAUUUCGAGCUGAGAGAAAUUCAACGACUCGAAGGUCACACCGAUAGGGUUUGGAGCGUAGCAUGGAAACCGGCAACUGGAGGCAACGGCGUUCCUGCAGUACUCGCAUCUUGUAGCGGAGACAAAACCGUCUGUAUUUGGGAACAAAGUCCCGCCACAGGCUCUUUCCAGCAAAAGGCAGUCUUGGAGGAGACACAUACUAGGACUGUUAGAUCGUGCAUGUGGUCGCCAUCUGGAAAAUUGUUGGCGACAGCAAGUUUUGAUGCCACCACUGCUAUCUGGGAAGAUGUUGGGGGUGAUUUUGAAUGCAUUUCCAAUUUAGAGGGUCAUGAAAAUGAAGUUAAAAGUGUUUCUUGGAAUGCAUCUGGCUCGCUUCUUGCAACUUGUGGACGAGACAAGUCAGUGUGGAUAUGGGAAUUAUUACCCCAUAAUGAAUUUGAUUGCGUUUCAGUGUUGCAGGGACACACUCAAGAUGUUAAAAUGGUCCAAUGGCAUCCCUCUAUGGAUAUUUUGUUUUCUUGUAGUUACGACAACACUAUUAAGGUCUGGGCAGAGGAUGGGGACAGUGAUGAUUGGCAUUGUGUUCAAACUUUAGGUGAAUCGAACAGUGGACACACAUCUACUGUCUGGGCUUUAUCUUUUAAUGCCAAUGGAGACAAAAUGGUUUCCUGUAGUGAUGAUCUUACCGUUAAGGUAUGGGGCUCUGACAUUAUGAGCACGCAUUCGGGAGAUGGAAAUGUAACUUGGGCACAUCUUUGUACUCUCUCUGGCUAUCACGAUCGGACAAUUUUUUCUGUCCAUUGGUCAAGGGAAGGGAUACUUGCCAGUGGAGCAGCUGCUGAUGCUAUCCGCUUAUUUGUUGAGAGUAUAGAUGGAUUGGUUGGUGAACCUUCAUACAAAUUGCUUUUGAAGAAAGAAAAGGCUCAUGACAUGGAUGUAAACUCUGUGCAGUGGAGUUCCACGGAAAAUUCACUUCUUGCCUCUGCAAGUGAUGAUGGAACAGUCAAGAUAUGGCAACUGACUUCAUCCUCCUGA
Messenger RNA from Fraxinus pennsylvanica, 1053 nucleotides. The record is from the annotation of a GenBank genome assembly. NCBI's taxonomy places the organism in Eukaryota, Viridiplantae, Streptophyta, Magnoliopsida, Lamiales, Oleaceae.